Molecule: messenger RNA, 4517 nt
Organism: Ogataea polymorpha
Lineage: Eukaryota; Fungi; Ascomycota; Pichiomycetes; Pichiales; Pichiaceae
Exons: 3
Coding region: 1455-3992 (845 amino acids)
Cellular component (GO): nucleus; RNA N6-methyladenosine methyltransferase complex
Molecular function (GO): mRNA m(6)A methyltransferase activity
Source: RefSeq, a predicted model, not a curated record
GGGGUCAAGUAUUUCUGGUCUGCGACGCCAAAGCUCCUUCAAAUAGUCCUUGAUGCCUUGGGCGAGAAAGGUUGUAGUCUGUUCAACAUCCGCGAGCUCGAAUUCAUGGCUGCUACCAUGCAGUCUGCUAUUGGAAGUUACACGGAAGUCGGUAUGACCGUGCGGCAAUUCACGUUUGAACGUAACAAUUGGAACACCGACAUGUCUGUAGAGCGAGUACGGGAGAAUGCGCGGAACAAGGUCGUAGAAGUGGUAAACUCGUAGGGCAGCAGAGUUGGAAGACUGGUCCACCAGACUGUUGUAUGCCGCUGCCAAUGUGUGAGAAAACACCGAGGGAGCAUUGAAGCUAACCAUGAGAUUGUCUAUUCCAAGAAUAUGUAGAUCCAACGACGUCAGCUGAGCUAGAGCUCCUCCCAUGGAAUGUCCCGUGACUAGAACUUUGUAGUCUGGAAACUCUUGCAGCCAUUUGAAAAGUUCAUUAUGAACUUGCAAGGCCAUACCGCGUGCAACAUAGGUGAAUCCUGCAUGUGCGUAUGAGAGAGAGCAGUCAAAAUAGUUGUGAUGUUCCAUAUUCUGUGCCAUUUUUUCCUGAAGCACUUUUUUGUGGUCAUAAUUGAUUUGGUCCCAAUAUUCCGAACUGUUCAUAACGGGUCGGUAUCUGCCAGGCUUGAAAUGGAGGUUAGUGUACCAUUGCGAAAACUCGCGCGUGCCUCUGAACACGAUGUUAAUCGUACGCAACUUGUGGUCAAGAAGCAUGUAGCCUUCACCCCCACCAUGGGUAAUAAUUCUUCCUGGUUCCUCCACGUUGUCAAAAAGCUUUGUAAGAUUGUAUCGAAUAUUUGUGUGUCCCUUGCUAUCCAGAUAUUUUUCCUUGUAAUUAAUGGGUGUGUAGGGAACCAGCUCAUCAGGAAAAACAAACUCGUUGUCCUUAAGCUCAGCGAGUCCUCCUUCGUCAUUCAGACAGUAAGAGACCUGGCAAUAGCCAGCAAGCUGUUUUAUAUAGUCAUUGUAGAGCUCUUCGUCGUCCAGUGUACUUCCUGAAGGCAGCUUCUCCAAUGAAGCAUCCAGCUGACUCUUGUACUCCCUGUACAGCGAGCGUCUAGUAUUUGCCAGAGAUUCGGACUCUGUAGCAGCACGCGUAUAGCUUAUGAAAUAAACUAGAACUGCAACAAUCGGGAAUAUCAUACCUCAGUUGUCUAAUUACAGAACCGUUGAGAUAUAUAUGUUGUAUAUUUCAUGUUCUGCUGAAUUGAAAAAGUCUGCAACGCGGACGCCAAUUAGGUGGACGACCGAUUUCUUUCAUAAAUGUCCACUUACUGCGUUUUGCGGCCGUUUGGUAUUCCUGGCUAUGGCGUCCUUCAUAUCUUACCCGUCACUUUUGACAGUCGUGUUGAAAAAUAAAUCAAUCCCUAAAUUUAUAAAGAAGGGCCGACCCUCGAAAGAAAAUUGCCGAAAUGGACAAGAAAACAAACGAGGUGCUCAAAUUUCUUAUCGACUGGAAUUAUCUUCUCAUCGAGCCUCCAGUUGAAGGAUCCAUUGCCGAAAUAUACUUCUGCUUCAUUGCGUCUUGUCAGGUGAAAGGCAAGGAUAAAGUGUCUUGGUUGCAAUUCGUCAAAUGUCUCCAAAAAUUGAACGAGAUUUGUAUUCACAACGCCUUCACCUGUAUGCCUGCAAACGCACUGUCACUGACAUAUGAGGACCCCUUCAAAUGCUUCAGUAAGAUCACCUACAUUGAUCGACUGGCCUUGAAUCUGAUAUAUAAACAGGUCAAACUGUCGUCAAACCCGCCUAUUGAGCCACCAAAGACACCUCCCCCACCCUUGUCAAGGCUCAGAUUGGCGGCACAGAGAGAAGUUCCCCGGGAUAAAGAAGAAAGAUUAGACCUGUUGAUGGAACUCGUGGACCGACCACCAGUCAAGUCAAAAAGAGCCGCUAGUGACCUGUACGCAGGACUGAGUCCCCUCGACAUCGAAGACAUUUAUACAACGACGUCCAGAUCCAAAAGACUAGAACAACUCAGUUUGCUGCUUUCUGCUCCAGCAGGAUCGCAUAUAUUGGCAAAGGAGAGGGCAAAGCUAAGAACUCCGAUCAAGCCGUUUUUCGACUGCUGCGACGAUCCCAGACACGCACAGCUCUUGAUCCCACUAACAUCCUUUGACAGAGCAACCAACUAUUGCAAGCUAAAUUUGGCAAAGCUGAAUGAUCGAUUGAAGAAUGAAACUGGAUCCAGCGACACCUACACCGAACUUGCAAGAUGUGUGAACCAGAAAAUUCAUUUCAUACCCAUCAUACAGUCGCAGACCGACACCAAACUAGGAGACUGCUCGUACCUUGACACUUGUCACAAAAUGUCGUCGUGCAGAUACGUUCAUUACGGACAGUUGAUGCCUCAGGAUGACAGUGCCUCCAAAAAAACUGCGCAGCACAACAAAAACAUUAACAAAGCAAUGCAGAUUUCAGACUUUACCAGGGGCGAGGCCAUUUCUCCUGCCACGAGGCCGGAAUUGCCCGCUCAAUGGAUCAAUUGCGACGUCACGAAACUUGACUUCAGCAUUCUGGGGGAUGAUUUUGCUCUUAUCAUUGCAGAUCCAAGCUGGACCAUCCAUAUGAACCUUAAUUACUCCAGCUUGACAGACUCUGAUUUGCUUCAAAUUCGGAUGGACAAGCUGCAGAAAGAGGGUCUCUUUCUUCUCUGGGUCACAGGAAGAACCAUAGAGACUGGUCGCGACUUUCUGAAAAAAUGGGGGUAUCAGGUGGUGAAUCAGAUCACAUGGGUGAAGACGAACCAAUUGGUCAGAACCAUCAGUACAGGAAGAACAGGCCAUUGGCUCAAUCACUCAAAAGAACACUUGCUUGUGGGCCUCAAAGGAAAUCCAAAAUGGAUCAACAAAUGCAUAGAUCCGCAAAUUUUGAUUUCUUCCACAAGGGAAACCUCCAGGAAGCCAGAUGAAAUAUACGGAAUGGUCGAGCGCAUGGUGGGGCCUGGAACAAGGAAACUAGAAAUUUUUGGCCGGCAGCACAAUACUCGACCUGGGUGGUUGACAAUUGGCAAUCAGCUUAAUGGAACCCAUUUGGUUGAGAAGGAAAUUGCAGAAAGCGGCACGUUUGCCGGCGUUGAGCUUAUUGGUGAGAGCGUAAGUAAAGGCAAAAACUCUGGGGAUGUCGAUGGUGUCUUUUAUUUCAAGACUAAAAUUCCCAAAAGUGGUUUGUUUCUACCGUACCACAAGCUUGUCCAAGUGAACACCUCUCCAUUGAGGCCUGUGUCUCAGGCUUCUGUGCUAAACUCUCCAAACAAAGCUCCUUACGACCUUGAUCAAAGGAUCAGCGAGCUUACCGAACAGAAUCGACUUUACAAGCAGCAGUUACAGGAACGAAAUCGCAUUUUAGAGGAGCUGCAAACAACAGUGGACACAUUUGAAGCCAUUUUGACCGAAAACCAGAAUGAGCUUAAGAUGAAAGACGCGAGAUUUGAGAGAUUCAAAACUAAUACUGAUACUCAGAUCAAGGAGCUGAUCGAGGCUGUAGAGACACUAGAGCAGCAGGCACAAGAAAAUGAGGAAAUAUAUCUACAACGUUUGCGCGAGUUGGAAACGAAAAAAGAGAGUGAACCCGAAAAUGGUGACUAUGAGACUCUCAAGAGGAAAUUCGAUGAGAUGGACACAAAGUAUCGAACGCUAGAGAAUGAACAUGCAAAUUUGAGACGGGAAAAUGCGGAGGUGCGAAGGGAACGUGACGAGGCAAGGGAGGAGGCUAACAGGUUGAAACAGGAGAAAGCAGAGAUGGCCAAAGCUUUGGAAGAACUGAGGAAAGCGUACGACGAACUACAGAAGGCCCACGAGGCGCUCAUGGGAGAAAAAACCCAGUUUGUCUCUUCCAAAGAUUCGGCCACGCAAAAGUCCGAAACGCUUGAGAACGAGCUUAACGAGCUGCAAGCCAAGUAUGCUCUAUUGAAAGAGCAGAGCGAGAACAAAGCAAGCCCCAUUGCACAAUGAUCCUGCGGCAGGCCGGGAAAAAUGGUGCGGGUUGUGCGAGCGCGAAGGGCAUGAGAGUGUUGAGUGUCCCUACGAAAACGUCAUGUUCUAAUAUAUUACUAUGUACAUCAAACUUUGUAUCUUUGCGAUGGGUCCACAUGGAAUGGAGACCAGAUGCCUCUGACAGACUUGUUGAGCGACUUGACAAACUGUUUAGGCUUGCUCAGUUUUCUUCCGCUAGAGUUGAUAAGCAGCUUCAGCUUGUUUUCGACAACGUCAACGUUCCAUUUACGGGUGCAUAUCUGUUUUUCCAGUCCGUCAGUAUACUGUGCUCGCAAGACAGGGUGAAACCCUGGUUUUUGCAAGAUAUGGAAUUGAAUCUGUGGAUAUUUUUGGGCAAACGUUUUGAGUCUAUUUCUCAGGAAGUCUCUGGUGCCUUUUGACGAGCCACCGAAGUUGCAAUAGGUAAUGAUAAUUUUACGGCAUGGAUGGACAAAAGCACCCACGCCGUUCCUAGCCUUCGACACCUGCUGGAGUAUGUUGAUU